CCCCGACGCCGCCGUACAGCGGCGCCGCCAUGUCGGGGCCGGGGCCGGGGCCGCCAUGUCGGGGCCGGGGCCGGGGCGGGCCGGGGAGGCGGACAGGACGCUGUUCGUGGGCAACCUGGAGAGCCGAGUGCGGGAGGAGAUCCUCUACGAGCUCUUCCUGCAGGCUGGACCAUUAACCAAAGUGACAAUUUGUAAGGACAAAGAAGGAAAGCCGAAGUCCUUUGGAUUUGUCUGCUUUAAGCACAAAGAAUCCGUGCCUUACGCAAUAGCUUUGCUGAAUGGAAUCCGUUUGUAUGGAAGACCAAUUAAAGUACGGUAUCGGUUUGGGAGUUCGCACUCAUCAGAACUAAACAGCCCGACACAUGGUUUCGAGAACUAUGUUGACUUAUAUUCACCUUCAUAUAGGUAUCAAGAACCUUAUGGAAAUGCUCCAUUUCCUGUUACUCCUUUUCCAAUGAACAAUAGUUUACCUCAGGAAUACUCAGUCUUUCAAAAGAUGAUGAACCACUUUUUAGCACAGCAGUAUACAGUUCACAGCCCAGUGGGUCAACAAUUUCCUUACUAUCAGAUGACUCCGCCAAUGCCUUCAAAUUUAUCCGUUCCUCCUUAUCAGAAUCAAGCUGCAAAUUUUAAGUCUGGACAGAGCUCUUUUGACUUGGCCUUGCCACAUUCAAGUGCUUGUGAAGUGUACCAGGUGGAUGAAAGCACUUCUAAAAGAAAGAGAGAACAGCAAAGCUGUGACAGUGACACUAGUACUGAAGAUGACCAAAUGAAACAAAGAGAGGGUGACCAAAAAUACAAGAAGUGCAAAGCCAAGAAAAAGAGGCAUUAAUACUGUGUAAUUGGGUUAAUUUUUUAAACUAUAUUUGCUAAUUUUAUUUAAGAGAAAUUCUCUCAUCCUUGCACUUUAUUAAAAAAGGAAUGCUCAAGAUUCAUAUUAAUUUUGAAAUGUAUUAUUCAUAAAUUAUGCUGAUAUACUUUAUCUAACCUCAACCAAGUUAAAGAAGAAAGUACUUUCUUUAAAGUAUGGGAAACAUUUAAAAAGUUUAAAUUUUCCUAUUGAAGGAAAAAAGUAGCUAGUUUUGUUUUUAUUUUCUAAGAAUUGUGAAAGGCAAUUAUUUCACUACUGUAGCAACUUUAUGAAAAUAUAUAAUUUCAGCCACUCAUAAAGCAUAUGUAUCAUUUCCAUGAUUUAUGGAAUUUAUUUUUGGGACUGGUGUGAGAACUUUCUGGAGAGGUUGAAGAACGGAACAGGCUAGAAGUUCUAAGUGUCAUACUAGAGAUGUGCUCAUCACUGUAGUAUCAACACCUGUAACUUCUACUCUUUUCUGAUUUAGCUCUGCUGUUACGUUCCAGUAGGAUCACUUUGUAUACUUAGUGGAACUAUGGUGUUUUUUCUAUUUUUCCCCACAGUAUUAAAUGUGAGAUAAAAUACAGGCAUUUGCACUAACCACAAGACUUACAUAAUGUGUCAAUACUUGAAUGUAUGUACUUUAUGGCCACAAUGUGUACUGACUAGAACUAUAUACAUAUUUAUAUAUGCAUAUUUCUACGAACUUAUUAUCUAGUGAUUUAUUUACUUAUUUUAGACUCUAUUUGUUAAUUGUAACAAAUAGAUGAAAAACCUAACCGAGUAUCUCCACUACAGUUUUAAUUGGUAAUGUAAAAGUCAACUGAGUGAAUACUGCCUAUUAAGAAGAAAAGUUCCCACCUUGUUUGCAGUGGAAGAAUAAACUCUCAUACAAUAGUGAAUCAAAAUAGUGACCUAUUUUCCAUCUUUCACAACUUUAAUUAUUCACAGCUGCCAUCAACAACCUACAGACAGAUAAAGAGGUAUUUUUCUAUAUUAGAUCAAGUACAGGUGAAACACUUAUUUUACAAGUCCAAAUAAGUUUAAGAGAUGGAAGAAAACGCAGCUUGCAACAAUUCCUAUUUUUUCUGAUGUUCAGAAUCACAGCUAAUGUAUUAAAUUUCUCAAGGAUGCCACUUCUAACUUCCUAAAGGGAUUACUUCUUGAGCUAAGGAGACUAUUGCUAUAAUAUGUAUGUAUAUAUGGCACCCUUGAAAUGUCAUUAGCAGCAAUUCAACAAUCUCUGGAAGGAAAUUAUAUAACAAAGGUUUGUGCCUUAAAUAAGAUUUAUGCCUUAUGUCUUAAGAAACUUGUUAAGCCUGCCCAAUCACCUGUACUUUUCCCUUCCACACUUCCAUAAAAACACUUGCCCCUCUAUCUUUUAUGUCCGACCAGUAGCUUUAGGGCUAAGAUAUGUAAAUGUAAUCAAUUUCUGUUGAAAUAUGUUGCUGACGUUAUACCAGUAAGUGACUGAUAGCAAAACUUGCCACUGGAUUUGUUUAAGUCCAUGUUAAAUAUAAAUACGAUCACUUAGAGGAAGAAGAUGUUGACAUCACCUUAAUUUGGAAGUGAAAUUCAUCCCAAAAAAGAGAAAACAGAGAUGCCCUGGCCAGAGUUGGACAAGAUGAAAGAGAAGCUUAGUCUAUUCUGAUAUGUCCUUACUAGACUUACUGUUGGAUAGGUAUCUAUGAUCAUCUGUUCUGUGCAAUUAUACUCUGCAAAAGGAAUGUCAGUGAUGAGCAUAUUGCAUAGGGCUAAUAAAAUACCAGUAUGAUUUGUCUAAA
Molecule: messenger RNA, 2634 nt
Organism: Oxyura jamaicensis (ruddy duck)
Lineage: Eukaryota; Metazoa; Chordata; Aves; Anseriformes; Anatidae
Gene: RBM11
Product: RNA binding motif protein 11
Exons: 5
Coding region: 56-832 (258 amino acids)
Biological process (GO): regulation of alternative mRNA splicing, via spliceosome
Cellular component (GO): nucleus
Molecular function (GO): single-stranded RNA binding
Source: RefSeq, a predicted model, not a curated record